Rotaria sordida is the source of this 1542-nucleotide messenger RNA. The record is from the annotation of a GenBank genome assembly. Lineage: Eukaryota; Metazoa; Rotifera; Eurotatoria; Philodinida; Philodinidae.
AUGGCUACCGAGAACAUAGAAGAUAUAACAACAACUCCACGAUUCAUUCCAUCAACACGUUUUACUAUAGCUUUACUUGUUUCUUUUGCACUUUUUACUCAAUAUGAACAACGACAAAGUCUAGCUAUUGCAAUUGUAUGCAUGGUCAAUAAGACAAGCAACAAUAUCAAAGUCAAUUCGACAUUACAUUUGGAACAUAAUACUACAGUAACACCUUCGGUCAAAGAUACAGUUCAAUUUUUUAAAGAAAAAACAUUUCAUUGGAACGAAUUCGAACAACAAAUUAUACUCGGUGCAUAUUGGGCCGGCUAUAUUUUAACACUCGUACCAGGUGGUUGGUUAUCGAUGAGUAUUGGUGCUAAGCGAGUAUUUUCUUACUGUCUACUCACCAGUUCUCUAGCAACAUUGGCUCUAUCAGUUAUUUAUACAAUGGCAGAUACUCAAUUUUUGUUUAUAUUGAUCGUUGUCCUACGAAUAAUUGCUGGUCUUGGUCAUGGUGCUCUUUUUCCAGCUACGUAUACAGUAUGGGUAUCAUGGGCAGUACCAAAUGAACGAGGUACUUUGACAGCCAUUAGUUUUUCUGGUACGCAUGUUGGUACAUCUACAAUGAUGUUGAUUGGAGGUAUUUUUUGUCGUUAUAUGAAUUCAGGUUGGAUGUAUAUAUUCAUUUUAUCGAGCAUCGUUGGAUUUAUUUGGUUUCCAUUAUGGUUAUGGCUAGUAACAGAUUCACCCAGAGAGCAUAAAAAAAUAAAUCAAAUUGAACGUAAUUAUAUUUGUAAUAUUAUUGGUAGAAAAACAAAUAAUAAAAGUGGACACCUCAUCGCAUUAUCUUCACUACCAUGGAAGAAGAUUGUUCGAUCGAAACCAAUCAUUGCUUUAUUCAUAACACAUUCAUGUAAUGUAUUUGGACUAUUUUUCUUUUAUACAAAUAUUGGCAAGAUACUUACAGAAAUCCAUGGUGUAUCGACUCAAAAAACUGGCUAUUUAUUAGCUGUAGGUUAUAUAAUUAUGGCACUUUGUAGUCUUUUAUCUGGUAUUGUCUCUGAUCUUCUCGUUAAAAAAAAUAUCAUGUCAUUGACAAGUGUGCGAAAAUUAUUCAAUUCGCUUACAUCGUUCAUUCCUGUUAUAUGUAUGUGUGUGCUUUGCUUUUGUGAUGAAACUCGACAGAUUUUAGGCAUGGGAACUUUGCUCGUUUACCUUGGCAGUUCAGGUUUUGGUUACGGUGCUGGUUAUGUUGUCAAUUUUGCUGAUGUGGUACCUGCUUAUUCAAGUCUUCUUUUUGGCUUAUCGAUCACAUUCGGAUCCUUGGCCAGCCUUUCGGCAAACGUCUUGGCAGGUUUUCUAAUCAAACAACCUAUUCUUAGCGAUUGGCGAUACAUGUUCAUCAUUUUUAUGCUUGUCUAUACUAUCGGUGGUCUCGUCUACUUGGCGUUUGGUUCAGCUAUUCCAAGAAAAUGGGCUAUAAAUGUAAAUGAAGAGCAUAAUACUAAUAUUGACAACGAAGCAUCCAUAGAUCCAUCGGAGACAAUGCUCAAGACUUAA